Molecule: messenger RNA, 2696 nt
Organism: Pseudomyrmex gracilis
Lineage: Eukaryota; Metazoa; Arthropoda; Insecta; Hymenoptera; Formicidae
Product: proclotting enzyme-like
Exons: 6
Coding region: 627-2150 (507 amino acids)
Biological process (GO): proteolysis
Molecular function (GO): serine-type endopeptidase activity
Source: RefSeq, a predicted model, not a curated record
AGUGUGGAUGUUAUCGUCUGCGCGUUGUACGAGUGGCACCGCGCGAAAUCAAAUCGAAGUAUAAAAACGAACAACUUUUCCAGCGCGUUCUCGAAAAACAAAAAUAAAAUCGCGAUUGAUCUUGACAAGUAUCUGUAAUAUCUUCGCAAGGACGAGACAGAUGCAGAAGCUAUUGGCGCGAACAAAGUUUCUCCUUAGUGUCAGAUCAUAAAUAAAUAAAAAACGAUCAUUUCACGCGACCGCGUCUGAUCCCUACUGCGCCCUUCCUGUCCUCCAUCUUACGGUCGAGCGACGAUAAAAGAGCAAGGAGAAGAAAAGAGGUGCGCGUGGAGCGUACACCUCGUGCGUCGCGCUGAGGUGUCUCGCUCCGGGGGCAGAGAGUAAAACGCUAGGCACCCAAAGGGUAGGGCGAGCCCGUUAUAAGCUCGAGCAGCGGCUAUUCAGAGGCUUAGGCGGCCUAGUCGAGUCACCAGGAACCCCGCGAGUGGUCGCGCACGUGGGUGUCCCGCGCGUUGUCGUCGUCGAUCGGUUUAUUUAUUUAUUUUUUUUUUCCACUUCGGUGUUUCGAGUAUUCGCAUUCGAUCGAAUAUUUCGCAAAACGACCGUCCUGGCAACUUGGGAAGAGAAUGAUGAGCAAUAUUCGGGCACUGACGUUGUUCGCGAUGCUGAUGCUGGUGCCGCUUGUGGUUCAGACGAUCACAAUCGCGCCCGCGGUGACAGCUGAGCCAAGAUCGCUGGAUUUCGAUCGUCCGAUCGAUGACGCUCAUCCGAGUGAAGCUGACGACGUAGUUGUCGUCGAAGCCGCGAUCGAUCCGUUCGGAUCGCGAGACAGUCGAGGUAUUCUUUGGAACGGAGCCACGACUCGCGAGACCUGCUUAACUUCGAAAGGCGAAGUCGGUCGCUGCAUGACCUUCAAGGAGUGCUAUCCGUACUUCAAGAUUCCGGAUUUGGGCGCGCUCGACGGCUGGGUCCUCGGCGUUUACGACACGUGCAGCUACAUUCGCGAGGACGGAACCCCGAGUUUCGGAAUCUGCUGCUCGAAUUUGAAUCCGUUCGUCACACCGCAACCUCAUCCCGACUGCGACGAUCCGACCGUCGAAGAUCCGCCCGAGAUCGAAGAUAAUAAAAAAAAAGACGGCGAUAAAGGAACAUCACGUCCGACUUGGCCACCGCCGAUUCCUACACACCCACCCGAUCACACGAUACCGCCGCUCCCGACCCAUCCACCCUCGCCUGGUUCAUCGAUCCUCACGACCACCUCGAGACCGAUCACCACGAGCUCGAAGAAACCCGGUAUCGCUACCACGUGGCCGACAAAGAAACCGACUUGGGUGUCGUCGAGCACAACAACCUUCUCGUCUACUUUGACGACUAAAUCGCCGAUCGACAACGUCAGUCUCUCGCAGUGCGGUGCCAAGAACGGCAAUCAAGAUCAGGAACGGAUUGUAGGCGGGAAAAAUGCCGACCCAGGGGAAUGGCCGUGGAUCGCCGCGCUUUUUAAUGCGGGGCGUCAGUUCUGCGGCGGGUCGCUCAUUGACGACAUACACAUACUGACGGCGGCGCAUUGCGUCGUAAAUAUGAACUCUUGGGACGUGGCGAGAUUGACGGUACGGCUCGGUGAUCACAAUCUCAAAACGAACACGGAGAUCCGUCACGUCGAGAGACGCGUAAAAAGAGUCGUGAGACAUCGAGGCUUCAACGCGCGCACGUUGUACAACGACGUCGCGCUUCUUACAUUAAACGAGCCCGUGGAAUUCACCGAAUUAAUUCGACCCAUUUGCCUUCCUAGCGGAUCACAGUUGUAUUCCGGAAAAACGGGCACGGUGAUUGGUUGGGGCUCUUUGAGAGAAAGCGGACCUCAACCAGCAAUUUUGCAAGAAGUUUCGAUACCAAUUUGGUCGAACAACGAGUGCAAAUCGAAAUACGGUGCGGCAGCACCGGGUGGAAUAAUUGACAGUUUCUUGUGCGCUGGUCGAGCCACCAAGGAUUCAUGCUCGGGUGACAGUGGCGGACCUCUAAUGGUCAAUGACGGAAGGUGGACCCAAAUUGGAAUUGUAAGUUGGGGUAUCGGUUGCGGGAAAGGACAAUAUCCCGGCGUGUAUACGCGAGUGACACAUUUCUUGCCGUGGAUUUAUAAGAAUUUAAAGUAGAAGAGACUCGAGAUUUAUUUGCCUCCACGUCUUUUUUUUUUGUUGCACAGUCGCCAUUUUUUGUUUUUCUUUUUUUUUUUGACAAGAGGAAUUGCACUCGCUUUGACAAAUGUGAUAAAACUACUAAGCCCCGACAAUUAAAAAUUAGAGCUUCACAGCAGUAUCAAAAAUAUCUUGCUUUCGUAGUCAAAAGCAACAAUAUGUCUCACUUUGUUUUUUUUUUUUAAGAAAGGAAAAUGAUCAAAAUAGGCGAAUUUUAGAACUCGUGGAAAAUUCGCUUAUAGCAUUAAAAAAAAGUUUGCCCAUUUUGACCACUGUCCUUUAAUAUUGUCAUAUUUUUUUUUUUUAAUUAAUCGUAUCAUCUUAAGUUUCACAUCAUCGUGUUUCAUGUAUACGCUUUUGUUUAUCAUUAAUAUAAAGCCACCAUUACAUUCAUUUACCUGAUAAGAAAUGCGAACCUGGAGAUUACAAGUGUAAUAACAAGAAUAUUAUAUAUUGCUCUAUACAUACACGAGUGUAUAAAAAAUAAAGUUAUGUAUAAUACCA